Molecule: messenger RNA, 1797 nt
Organism: Hydra vulgaris (swiftwater hydra)
Lineage: Eukaryota; Metazoa; Cnidaria; Hydrozoa; Anthoathecata; Hydridae
Cellular component (GO): nucleus
Molecular function (GO): DNA binding
Source: RefSeq, a predicted model, not a curated record
AUGUCUUUGCGUAAAGCUGAAAACAGUUUUGGAGUUUCAAGGAAGACAUUGAAAAGGCAAUUGCAGGGCAAAGUAAGACAAAUUGUGAGCAAUAAAUUAGGAAAUCAUGUGAAUACUUUUUCUAUUGAAAUUGAACAAGAUCUUGUUAAACACAUCCAAAUGAUGGAAAGAGCAUUAUUUGAAUUAACUACGACGGAUAUCCGGCGGCUAGCGUUUGAUAUGGCCGAGCGACUUCACUUGAAGCAUUCAUUUAAUAAUUCCUCCAGGCAAGCUGGCAAGGACUGGCUUAGUGGUUUUUUGAAACGUCAUCCAGAAUUAACAAUUAGAGUUCCAGAGGCAACUAGUAUGAAUCGAGCAGUUGGAUUUAAUCGACCAAAAGUAGACCAGUUCUUUACCGUUUACGAAGAUAUACUUACAAAGAAUGCGUACGAACCUCAGUCAAUAUGGAAUAUGGAUGAAACUGGCAUCACAAAUGUUCAAAAGCCAGGAAAAGUGCUUGCCACAAAAGAUGUUAGACAAGUCGGUAAAAUAACUAGUGCGGAAAGAGGCACAACUGUUACAGUUAUAUGUGCAAUGAAUGCGAGUGGAUCGUACAUUCCUCCGAUGCUAAUUUUUCCUCGAAAAAGACUCAUAGAUCAAUUAAUGAAAGGUGCUCCUCCUGGCAGCAUUGGUGGAGCAAGUGCAUCUGGUUGGACAGAUUCGACUUUAUUUCUUAAAUGGCUGGAGCACUUUGCUCUUCAUACAUCAGCAAGUAUUUCAAAUCUCAAACUUCUAAUUGUAGACGGGCAUCACAGCCAUAAGACUCUUGAAGCAAUUGAUUUUUGUCGCGAUCAUGGGAUUGCAAUGAUAACGUUACCACCACACUGCACACAUAAAAUGCAACCACUGGAUCAAACUUUCUUUAAGCCAUUAAAAUGUAGCUACAACUCCGCAGCAGAUAACUGGAUGCGCACUCAUCCAGGCAAGCGAAUAACUCUGUAUGACAUGGCAGAAAUUUUUGUAACAGCCUAUGCAACAGUUGCUGCGGUGGAUAAAGCUGUGAAAGGAUUUGAAGUGUCUGGCAUUUUCCCAUUCAACAAAGCCAUCUUUACAGAUGAGUAUUUUAUAGCUGCACAAUUAACUGAUGAGCCAGAACCCGUGAUCACACUUGCAAUAUUGGACGACAGUGCUAGAAACGAAACAAGUGAACCUACGAAUACAAAUGAAGAAGCCGGAGAUAGCAAUGAGUCCAAUGAAAAUCAACUAGAUAAAAUAGCUGAUCAUCCUGGUUUAUCCAAAGCAUUGCAGAUUAUAUCAGAACUAAGCCCUAUUCCAAGGAUAAAGAAUGUACGCAGUCGCAAACGAAAAACCGAAGCAGCAACUGUAAUAACUUCUAGUCCUUAUAAAGCAAUGUUAAUUGAAGCAAAUGCAAAGAAGACAAAACAGAACAAGCAAGUAGUAGUUGAAAAUAAUAAUGAGGAAAAUGAUGAAGACAAAAUCGAUGUAAUCGCAGACAAAUCUAAGAGAACGAAAAGUGGAGAUGACAAAGAAACCGGGAAAAGGAAGCAAUAUGCGAGAACAAAAUCAAAAAGGACAAUCAAAAGUAACGCAUCGAAUGCUAACGUGAUAAGAAAAGGGUCAAAAGAACGAAGAUGUGUAGGUUCUGUUACUAACAGUGAUGAUACGCCAUGUUGCAUGUGUGGUAAAAGAUUUAACGAACCACCCAUUGAUGACUGGCAGCAAUGCCCAGAAUGUCUCAACUGGUACCACGACGGCUGUGGUCCUGAUGACACUGCUGUCUGCUUUCACUGCCAAUAG